Molecule: messenger RNA, 1637 nt
Organism: Paramormyrops kingsleyae
Lineage: Eukaryota; Metazoa; Chordata; Actinopteri; Osteoglossiformes; Mormyridae
Gene: c6h1orf174
Product: chromosome 6 C1orf174 homolog
Source: RefSeq, a predicted model, not a curated record
GCAAAUUAAGUACGAAUUUCUGCUUGAUAUGAUGUAAGCGACAGUGGUUUCCCUGUCAGUGACGCGCUUUACGCGUGAAGCGCGCGGCCGGGUGAGGAGCCGAGUGGCGGCGGAUCGUACGAGUUCUCCCCGGUGAAGCCGGUCCUCCUGUGCCUCUCGGUCUCUGUUCGUCCCGUUCAGCGCCUCGGAAAGACGUUUGGUAUGAGGCGAAAGCAGGGCAGGACACGCACCUCGGCGAGGCUGCGAGAAAAGCAGGCGGCAACCUCCCAAUUCCAGGGAGACAGAGCUGCUGAACAGACAUCCAUAGAAGCGGCAGAUCUUCAGUGUCCAGUGAAGAGACCGAGAGGGAAAUGUACGGAUCGGAAAAUAAAUAGGAGAGAUGCAGAUUACCUGGCAGAAGAUGGUUUGUCUCAGAGUCCAGUUGUAACGAACGGCAGUGGAGAGGAAGACUGUACAGAAACCUUGUCUGUUGUGACUGGACUUUGUUCUGAAAAGAGCACAUGGACAUGCCUGGGGCACCGGUCAGACCCGGGGAACUGCGACGUGACAGGGGAGGAUCCUGAGCCUUUGCUGGAUGAUCAGGACAACAGUAUUUUCCUUGAUGAUGACAGCAACCAGAUCAUGCCUGUGGGACAGUUCUUCGGCAAUUUAGAACUUGUCCAGGAUUAUCCCCCCAGAAUCCCGCUAGAGUCCCACAUAAGCAGGAGGGAAUACCGGAGGUUGCACUAUAUUGCCAGGGAUGACAGUGAUGAGGACGUCCAUGAUGACCCCCUGGUUACAGAGCAGGAGAAUGACAGUUGCAACAGUACCUAGCAAACAGGAAGCUGGGAGCAGAUGAGAGAGGUACGGCGGCCCAACAGAGCAUAAAGAAUCGUAAAAAUGGCCUGUUUUGAUGACCUCCGGGGUGGACACAAAGUGCCGAGUCAAAUUUUUUUUUCGUCUUGAAAACAGCACUUAAGAACUUAUUUUGUUCUUGAAUGGAAGCCAAAGAUGUGCUGUGUGACCUGCCUGGGUCCUUGCACUAAUAUAUUGCUCAUUGUCCAGUCGCCUGAGGUUGACAUGUCUGUCAUGAACACAGAACAUUACCAGCUUGCUUAUUUGUAACUUAAAUUUGUAUGUGUGUAAGACAUAUAACUGAAUUUUUCAAUGACAGAAGCAUGCAGUAUUGUAAUUUUUUUUUAAAAACAUCUGAGCAAAUGCUGCAACUGAUUUUAAUGUUUAUUAACGGUGGUUAAUGAUCAGUAAAAUUAAUUAUACUACUUGUCCAAGGUCCAGAUUUACUUUGUUAAAAUUCAAAAUGUAAGAUACGGUAACGUUUAACAUUUUAAUAAGACAACCAUAAGUGAAUGGGAUGGUUUGUAGUGUCACAGAACUUAAGUUUGAUAGAGGAACAUAAAAGGCACUAGUACUGAACAGAAAGCAGGACUGUAGUGUAACAUGCACUUAGUAUCCUGUCGUCUUUAAUAUCUAAAAAAUCAGUAAUGGCAUCCUCCUGUUUUACUCGAGGCUUACGUUACCAGAACACCAUAUGUUGUUAGUGAUAAGUGAAACACAGAAAUUAUUGUUUUUUCUAAAAAUUUAUUGUGACAUGCAGAUAGAAAAAUCAUUAAAUAAAAUAUAAAACUGCACUUAAAAAA